AUGCCCUUUGAAUCACAUCUCCAACCACUGGAACUCCCAGAGCAAGAUAUUUCCUCAUUCCUUUUCAAUCGCAAAGACCGACCUUUUCCAGAAGACAGAGUCAUCUUCCAGGAUGCAGAUAGCAAUAGCAGCUUCACAUUUGGAGAGCUCAGAGCACUAUCGGCAGAAUUUGCCAAAGGACUACAGUCUCUUUAUGACUUCCGUAAAGGAGAUGUCUUAGGUCUCUUCUCACCUAAUAGCAUAGACACACCGGCAAUCACUCUUGGAGCACUAUGGGCCGGUGUCAUUGUCUCGCCUGCCAACCCUGGUUACACGGUCAAUGAACUGGCGUAUCAGCUAAAGGACUCCGGAGCAAAGGCCAUUGUCACACAGUUAACAACGAUUGACACCGUGCGAAAAGCAUGUGCGAAGGUUGGCCUCCCUGAAGAUCGUAUCCUCUUACUGGGAGAGGCUAGGGACCAGACUGGCAGAUUCAAACAUUGGUCUUCAGUUCGCAAUAUUUCUGGAACAUCCAGAUACAACAAGGCCAACAUAUCCCCAAAGAAGGAUCUGGCAUUUCUGGUGUACUCCUCCGGCACGACCGGCACACCAAAAGGAGUCGAACUAACCCAUUACAACCUGACAUCCAAUAUCUUGCAGCUUAAUGCGGGCGAAUACGGCAAUCUGACCUGGGACGGAAGUGGCACAUCGGGUGAUAUCCCUUUACCAAGAAAGGGAAGUGGCGGAGACAAGAUCCUUGCAUGCCUCCCAUUCUUCCACAUCUACGGUCUGACGACCAGCAUACUCCUACCCAUGUAUUCCGGAGUCAAAAUCAUCGUCUUGCCAAAAUUUGAGAUCGAGAAGUUCUGUCGCCUGAUCCAAGACCAUGGCAUUACCUAUAUCUACGUUGUCCCACCCAUGUGCCUGCUCCUCUCCAAGCACCCCUGCGUGGAAAGGUACGAUCUCAGCUCAAUCCGAAUGACAAACUCCGGAGCUGCGCCUUUGACGCGAGAGCUUGUCGAGGCGGUUUUCCGGCGCACGGGGAUCAAAGUCAAGCAAGCCUACGGACUCAGCGAGGCAAGCCCAACGUGUAUCUCUCAGCCUUGGGCGGAUUGGGCCACAAGCAUUGGUUCUAUCGGGAAAUUAUUCCCGAACAUGCAAGCAAAAUUCUGCGCCAUGCCAGGAAGUGGGGAGGAACAUGAUUCGAGUAGCAAGGCGACGGAAGUCGCUCAAGGCCGGACAGGGGAGCUAUAUCUCAAGGGCCCGAAUAUUUUCCGUGGGUAUCAUAACAAACCGGAAGAGACGAAGGGGUGUCUGGAUGAUGAAGGUUGGUUCAGGACUGGUGAUGUGGGGCAUAUCGAUGAGCACGGCGAUAUCUACAUUACGGAUCGAGUCAAGGAACUCAUCAAGUAUAAGGGAUUUCAGGUAGCUCCAGCAGAGCUGGAAGGACACCUUGUCGAUCACGAUCUGAUCGAUGAUGUUGCGGUGGUAGGUGUUGAGAGUCAAGAGCUGGGGACGGAAGUGCCCAGGGCUUAUGUUGUCCGAAAAGGUGGCAAGAAGGCUGUGGAGGAAGGAGACGGUGAAAGGAUCGUGCAGUGGCUGAACGGUCGAGUUGCGAAUCACAAGAAACUGCGAGGCGGUGUUAGAUUCGUAGACGCAGUCCCGAAGAGUGCAAGUGGGAAGAUCUUGAGAAGGAUUUUGAAGGAGGAGGCGAGGAAGGAGUAUGCCGAGCUGGAGAAGGAGGGCCGAUUGAGAGCGAAGUUGUGA
Molecule: messenger RNA, 1746 nt
Organism: Endocarpon pusillum Z07020
Lineage: Eukaryota; Fungi; Ascomycota; Eurotiomycetes; Verrucariales; Verrucariaceae
Exons: 2
Coding region: 1-1746 (581 amino acids)
Biological process (GO): secondary metabolic process
Molecular function (GO): CoA-ligase activity
Source: RefSeq, a predicted model, not a curated record